GUAGAACAAAUAUGGGGCGUAAGAAUUGAUAAAAGUACAGUAACAAGAAUUUUACAAACCAAAGAAAAAUGGCUUUCUAGUAAUCAAAUUAAUUCAAUACAAAAUUUUAAAAAGUGUAAUGGAAUUCAACAAAUAAAGCUUCAAGGUGAAGCAGCAUCUGCAAAUGAAAUUGCUAUUAAAGAAGCAAUUCCAUUAUUACAAAAUAAAUGUGCAGAAUAUACAUGUGAUUGGAUUUAUAAUAUGGAUGAAACAGAACCAGACUAUACAUUGGCAACUCGUAGACUUUCUGCACUUUGUCUUCCCAAUGCAAUGGAUGUAAAGGAAUUUCUUUUGAUGCCAGAAGAAAAUAUCAUUUAUGAAGUUUUAGAAGAUGACAAAAUUAUUACUGAACUUGUUAAUAUUUUUAAAAACUCAGAUGAAAAUAAUGAAAAUACUGAAGAAUCUGAUGAUAGUAUUGAACCAAUUAUUAUUGAUAUUAAUACAGCAUUUAAAAGUUUAGAAAAUGUACAAAUGUUUUUACUUCAACAAGAAAAUUCAGAAAAACACAAAGUAGUAGCUGUUGAAGUCGAAAAUACCAAUGAUGCAGCAGUCAUUAAUGAUGAUGAAUAUUGUACAGUUGAUGUUGGUUCCGCUGGUGCUUUCAGGUUUGAUGCACUAUAG
Diversispora eburnea is the source of this 660-nucleotide messenger RNA. Lineage: Eukaryota; Fungi; Glomeromycota; Glomeromycetes; Diversisporales; Diversisporaceae. The record is from the annotation of a GenBank genome assembly.